AUGUUCUCCGGCCUCCUCCUCACCAGCUUCCGCGUCAUCGUCAGUUUGUUUAUCCAAUACGCCAUCGGCGCCGCCGUCGCUUGGUUCGGCAUCGUUCGCGAGGCCGACCUGCGCGGAUUUGGCGCGGCGAUGAACACAAUCUUUGUCCCGCUGCUCUCGAUCGUCGCGCUCGGGCGUGGCCUGAGCGUGGAGCUAUUUGUCUCCGACGGAUGGGUGCUGGCGCUCAUCGGACUCGUCUCAAUGUUCGAGUUCGCGGCAAUCGGCCUGCUGCUGCGCCUGGUCGCGCUCCCGUCGCCCGCCUUCCGCCGGCCGUUUGUCGUGGCGAUGGCACUGCCGAACGUGGUGGCGAUCCCGCUCUCGGUGACGCAAUCGCUGUGCGAGAUGGGUGCCUUCGACGUGGAGUUCGAGACGGCGGCCGAGUGCGUCUUGCGGGCGCGCGCGCUCGUCUUCAUGUACGUCUGCUUCAACUCGUUCAACGUGUGGGUCGUCGGGUUCGGGUACCUCGCCGCUGACGAUAUCAGCCUCGACGUGCGCGCGGUGCAGACACCGGGGCAGGACCGGUGGCAGCGCGCGCGCGCACUCGCGCUGCUCGGCGGCAAGCGCUCCGUCGCGCUGUUUCGGCGGCCGCCAGUCCUCGGCGUGAUUGUCGGCCUGAUCAUCGGCCUCAUCCGCCCGGUGCAGGAGGUGCUGUUUGCGCCGGGAGCCGCGCUACUGCCGAUUGGCCAGGCGCUCUCUGCGCUCUCGGAGGGCGCCGUGCCGAUCGUCAACCUGAUGCUCGCCUUCUCUCUCGGCCACAAGCUGCGCGCUCUCAAGUCGUGGCGAGAGCUCCUCGGCUCCAAGGGGGCGGGCAUCUCACCUCGGACGAUGGUGACGCUCACUCUCGGCCGCAUGGUGCUUGCUCCGCUCUGCCACGGCGGCGUGAUUUACGCGGUGCUCGGAGAGCUGCCUCCCUCGCGCCUGAUGCGCGUGAUCGUCUUCGUCGAGAUGGCACCGCCGACGGCCUCGAUGGUCGUCGUGAUGUUGCACCUCGCCAAGAAGCCGCGCUCGGCGCAGCUCGUCGCGUGGGCAAUCAUCCCCCAGUACCUGCUCGCGACCGUCACGCUCACGCUCACGAUCACCUUUGCGCUCGCGGUGACCGAGUGGUAG
This is a messenger RNA of Emiliania huxleyi CCMP1516, 1146 nucleotides long. RefSeq lists its product as hypothetical. Gene Ontology annotation, cellular component: membrane. Bases 1 to 1146 code for a protein of 381 amino acids. The record is from RefSeq and is a predicted model, not a curated record. The transcript is spliced from 2 exons. Gene Ontology annotation, biological process: endoplasmic reticulum to cytosol auxin transport. Lineage: Eukaryota; Haptophyta; Isochrysidales; Noelaerhabdaceae.